AAUACUUCCACGGGACGAUUUAGGGUGGCCUCUUUGAUCUGUGCUGCUUAAGGGUUACUCUGUUUGCUUCACUGGAAAGUUCGAAAGAAAAUGGAGCUUCAAGUUUCACUCUCCCCCCUAGUUAGCACAAUGAGGGGAAGAUUGGGUGUUAUAUUCUAAUUUAAGAAGCUUGAUCAAGAAGUUAUGGUGUUAUCUCUGUUCUGAGUGAAUAUUCUUAAAUGUUCCGAUUGCGUCAUAUGGGAAAUGGAAGAUGGCUUUAUCUUUUAGGAAUAGUGGCUGUUAACUCCUUACUGUUUCAAUCAAUAUUGGUUACAGUUGGAAAUGCUCCCUGGUCUUCUUCAUUGCAAGAAUAUCAUAAGCCCAGGGAUAAUUUUACAAGCUUCCCAUUGUUAGAUUCAGCUGCAAAGUCUUCUAUUCACAAUCCUCUAACAGUUAAUGGUCCAAAUUAUAUUAAUUAUUCUGGUUUCAGUGGCACCGUGAAAAAUGUACAUAUUUCCAUUGUUAGUGACGAAACCCAUCUUCAUAAGUUGUUAAAUGGAAUGAAAAAUCAUACACAGAGUUCUACUGAUGCUUUUGAAGUUGGGAGAGAUAGAAAUGGCAUCCUUAGGUUUCCUGAGAAGAAAGUUGAUGAUAAAAAUGUGAGCUCAGAGUUUGAUGGUGAUGGCAAUAAGAAUAAUAAUCUCGUGCCAAUUUUAGCCAGGAAAAAUGGAAAUGCCGUUUCAGCAAAUGAAAUUUUGAAGAUGAAAAGUGAAACUUCGACAAGUUAUCAGUUGGUAGAAAACAAAAAUGUGGAUUUAAGUGAAGCUGGGACAGUUUAUAUUCAUUUCCAGUCUCCUGUGCCUACUAAUCUGACUCAUCAAAGUUCCAACUCUUCAAUUCGUUCUUCUCUGAAGCAAAAUGGUUCAGCUGACUCAGAUAAUGGUGUUUCAACAAGUAUUCCUGGGAAAAGGAAAAUGAGGUGUGAACUGCCACCUAAGUCGAGAACCUUAAUACAAGAGAUGAACCGGAUAUUAGUGAGGCGUAGGGCUAAGUCUCGUGCAAUGAAACCACGAUGGUCCUCCAGACUUGACCGGGAAAUUCAUGCUGCUAAGCUAGACAUUAUGCAUGCUCCUAUGGUGACACAUGACAAAGAACUUUAUGCUUCUCUCUUUCGCAAUGUUUCCAUGUUCAGAAGGAGCUAUGAACUGAUGGAACGCACACUCAAAGUUUAUAUAUACAAGGAUGGAGCCAAACCCAUCUUCCAUCAGCCUAUACUCAAGGGACUUUAUGCAGCAGAGGGAUGGUUUAUGAAACUGAUGGAGGAAAACAAGUAUUUUGUUGUGAAGGAUCCUGCAAAGGCUCACCUCUUUUAUAUGCCAUUUAGUUCACGAAUGUUGGAGCACUCACUCUAUGUACGUAACUCUCAUAAUCGGACAAAUCUCCGCCAGUAUUUGAAGGACUAUACAGAGAAAAUUGCAGCAAAAUAUCCUUACUUUAACAGAACUGGUGGAGCUGACCAUUUUCUUGUUGCAUGCCAUGAUUGGGCUCCAUAUGAAACGAGGCACCAUAUGGAAUACUGCAUAAAAGCUCUCUGUAUUGCUGAUGUAACACAAGGCUUCAAAAUUGGAAGGGAUGUUUCUCUUCCAGAAACUUAUGUCCGGUCAACGAAAAACCCUCUUAGAGAUCUGGGCGGAAGGCCACCUGAUCAAAGGCCUGUUCUUGCUUUCUAUGCUGGGAGUUUGCAUGGCUAUUUGCGUCCGAUAUUGCUAAAGCACUGGAAGGACAAAGACCCCAGUAUGAAAAUAUUUGGUCGAAUGCCUCCCGGUGUUGCCAGCAAAAUGAGUUACAUUCAGCACAUGAAGAACAGCAAGUACUGCAUUUGCCCUAAAGGGUACGAGGUGAACAGCCCAAGGGUGGUUGAAGCUAUAUUCUAUGAGUGUGUCCCUGUGAUUAUAUCUGACAACUUUGUGCCACCAUUUUUUGAGGUUUUGAAUUGGGAUGCAUUCUCAGUAAUCCUUGCAGAGAAGGAUAUUCCGAGAUUGAAAGACAUACUUAUUUCUAUACCAGAAGAGAAGUAUCUGAGCUUGCAACUUGGGGUCAGGAGGGUUCAGAAACAUUUUCUGUGGCACACUAGGCCCCUUAAAUAUGACCUCUUUCACAUGACCCUUCACUCUAUUUGGUAUAAUAGAGUGUUUCAAAUAAACUUGAGGUCAUGAUGCACACCUGAAGUCUAAGAGCUGUACAAAAGGGAAACUGGCUGUGACAUGAGACUCCGUAGCUUGAAAUACCAUAUUCUGAAUAGAGGAUGAUUAUGUAUUCAAAAUUUUUUUUUUUUUAAAUCAUGUGAUGCUGUUGUUGGCAUAACACCUGUAGAAAAACGAUUAAUUCAAGUCACGUCUUAUGGACACUCUCUUAAGAGCUAUUCUGUGACCAUCGACAGACGGGAAGCGGCACUUUCCAGGAUUAAACAGACUCUUCCUGCAAGGAUAGGGUGAACAGAACAACAGAAGGUAACAAAUAGAACCCAACUAGGUAGCAGCAAUUUCAGAAGGAAGGAGGAUUGCAUGCAAGCUCAAGUGCGGGAUGCUUGAGCCUUUGUCUCGAAGCACCUUAUAUAGGCUCCAACCCACUCCAUCGUUGAACACAAAUUAAUCAUGUUUAAAUGUGAUUAAUACACUGUUUUGAACAUUGCAGCAAUGAAAGUGUUUAAUGCGAUGGUUUUUGAA
Messenger RNA from Neltuma alba, 2705 nucleotides. Its product is annotated as probable glycosyltransferase At3g07620. NCBI's taxonomy places the organism in Eukaryota, Viridiplantae, Streptophyta, Magnoliopsida, Fabales, Fabaceae. The transcript has 5 exons. The coding region runs from base 219 to 2195 and encodes 658 amino acids. Gene Ontology annotation, molecular function: glycosyltransferase activity. The record is from RefSeq and is a predicted model, not a curated record.